CUCGGCGUGCUCGGGCUCGGGGGGGCCUCGCGCGGCGAACACGGACAGUGUUGAGAAACGUCCGGAUUGUGCCGUACCGUGACGAUUGUGGUAGCGUGUAGCUCGCGUACACCGUCUCGCUCGCCUCGCUCGCCUCGGCCGGCCGCGGGUUGGGACCCCGUGGUUGGGUCCGAUGGAAAUUUCCGUCUUCGGCCGUGGCCGAGAGCAGCAGCCUACCUCGUGCUCCCGCCGACUCGCGGCGAGGAUACCCAGGAUGCUGGCGCGUCGGCGAACGUCGUGCAAAGUGUCGGGCGUUCGCACGUAAGGGAGGAGUGUGGGACAGAGACACUGGUCUUCGGUAUCCUUCGUCUCGCCGCUCGUCGAUAAUGCCGCGGCCCUCGCGCGAUACCUACGGCGAUCAGAAACCGCCGUACUCCUACAUAUCGCUCACUGCGAUGGCGAUAUGGUCCUCGAGGGACAAGAUGCUGCCGCUCGCCGAGAUUUACAAAUUCAUCGCCGAUCGCUUCCCGUACUACAGGAAGGACACGCGGCGAUGGCAGAACUCCUUGAGGCACAACUUGUCCUUCAACGACUGCUUCAUCAAGGUACCGCGCGGUCCGCAUCGGCCGGGAAAGGGAGCCUAUUGGGCAUUGCAUCCCGCCGCAUUGUCCAUGUUCGAGAACGGUUCGCUUCUUCGCCGACGGAAACGCUUCAAGCUGCACAAGCCGGACAAGGAGCUGCUCAAGUCCGAGCUGCAGGCGCUCGCCUCGGCGAUGCCGCCGCCGCCGUUGCCACCUCCACCGCCGCCGCCGCCUCCGCCGCAACCGCAGCCCAAUGGGCUUAGUCUGGCGAAUCUCCAUCGCUUGCGGGACGAUCUGCUCCGAUGGGAGAUACAGGAGAGGCGAAUGAUGGUCGCCACCGCCUCGAACCACGGCGACUUCGCCGGCGCGGCCGGCUUCGGCCGGUUCGACGGUACCGCUGGCCUGCCGGCUGGACCAACCGCGCCGGAAGCCGUCACCGCCGGCUACUAUCUACUGUCACCCGAAGUGAGACAGAGACUGGCGGGCGGUGCCACCGACGGCGGUAACGAGAUUCUGAGGACGUACGAGGCCGCCGCGUUGCUGCACUCCGCCGCUUCCUGGAACUUCCCCGGUUUCCCGACGGUCUCGCCGUCGUACGCGGUGUCGCAGCUGCCGUAUAUCCAGCAGACCCCCGCCAGUAGGCAGGCCAUCCAUCCGACGCGGGAGAUGCGAGAGAUGCGAGAGAUGCGGGACGAACGCCGUCUGUCGAGCGACCGCGCGCUGGACAACGGACCGGUCAUCGCCGCCAGCACCGGCAGAGAAAGCGAGACGGUCUUCACGGGUGAGAAUAGUUACGAGCUCACGGGCUACAACCGCGACAAACUCGCGGAGGAGGAGCCGCUCUCGUCGUCCUCGUCCUCGUCCUCGUCCUCCAGGAUGAAUCUCUAUCGAGGUGCCGCUCUGACCACCGCCGCUUCAUCGCCGCCGACCUCGCCCACCUCGCCAAACUCGCUCGCGUCCAAGUCGUCCUAUCGCCACCUGUCGCCAAUCUCGAGCCUGGCGGUGGAGGUUGAGCGAACGCAGUUGCCCUCCAAUCGCGAGGACCAGGUUGUCUUGACCGCGACAAACACGGAGAAGAGGGUUAAGAAACCGUUCACUAUCGAGAACAUUAUUGCGCCCGACGACAACGAGGGUAGCGGCGACGGUGGUAGUGGUGGUGUCGGUGUCGGUGUUGGUACUGGCGACGAGGAAACCUCGAGGCUCACUGACGAGCCGAUCGCGAAAAAGUCCUCGCUCCUCGUGCCGAGACCGCUCUAUGCCGGGUACUCGAUGUCGAUCGCAACCACGGGUGUUCAGAGGCCGUCUUACGGCACCGCCACUUGAACUCUGUUCGCUGUCUCGAUCGAAGGGAUUAGCUGAACAACGCGAGAAUCCAUGACGCGUCUUGGAAACGUCUGACGGAUGUUUUCACAAAGAUGCCGAGCGUGCUUUCGACGCCUCUAUCGUGUCUCCUGGAUGUAUCUGUGCGUGCCUGCGUGUGUGUGCGUGUGUGCGCGUAUACACUCCACCUUCAUUUACCUGAAAUCCUGCGGAAAGUGACUGGUCCGCGUUAUCACCGCAGCUAUAUCCAGAUCGGAGCACAGCGUUCGUAUACACGUACGAAGCGGAAAGUCCCCAGUUAUCUUAUUUCGAAUUCUGUUAGAUACGCGAAGGUGUAAUGUAUUUACGAGAAUGCGUCCGCGAGAAGAGAUUCGCAGAACUCGCUCUUUACUAUUGACUUUUCGAGAUCUACACUGUCUUGUUCGACGCGACAAAAUUCAAAGACGAUCACGGACGCUUUUCUAUUCGAUCGCGAUCGAUCGAACGUAAUUGCUGCGAUUUUCUGUCCAACUCACCGCGAGUCGACGCGAAUCAACGUGAUGCAAAUGUAGGGAGACAUCGUAGACAACGUUAGUUCCUCGUUUCGUAAAGAUCGUCCUUCUCGGGAAGGUCUUUGCUCGCUAAUAUUGGUUUUCGUCUCGUGCGCCGCGAGAGUCGCUUGGUCUGUAAACUUACAAACUGUCCGCGAGCAGUUAGCUAGACUUAUCGUAAUUUACGUACGAGCGCAAAGGUGAUCGAUUAUAUUGUUAACCGCGGUACCCCGAAUCGGCAGUAGCGCGCGACAUUGUGCACAAAGAUAAGUAACAAUUAUCGCUCCAAGUUGCGUCGCGGCUUUCGCCUGUGUAAUUAACUUAAUUAGACGAUCUCUAAACGAUUAGGCGCGGACGCGGGCGCGAGCACAGCUAUACCGAUAUUAGGUUCAGCACAUAAAAUUAACAAUAUGGAGCUAACUUUGAAGAUUCGUGUAUAAAUAUGAAUUUCAAAGUUGGUUUUGUGCCGUGUAACUAUUUAAUUGGAAUCUUUUAUACAAAAGGAAUACAAAAGGAAAGCCGGUUUUAAUUUUCGUCACUUCAACGAGUCUACAAAAUUCUUGCGCGCCUUUUGGAAAUAUUUAUAUGGGAAAAUCUACGUGCUAUUUAUUUUUUUUUUAAUAAUCUAUAAAGCCACGAGAAAACAACGAAUAUACAUUGCUCACAUAUUUAUUCAUCUGUCUUUUUGUAAAAAUGUAAAUAUAUUUAUAGAUUAAUAUAACUAACUUAUUAAUAAUUAAAUUUUAAGCAAACCAAAAACCGUCGGUUUGAAAAGUAGAUUAAGAUUUACAUCGUAAAUUAUUUUUGUAACAUGAAUCUCUGUCGAACAUUCUCUCUUCUCGUUAAACAAAAUUCUUAACAAAACUAUAUAUUUUACUUUCACGAAAUAGAUACGAAGGUGCUUGAUUCCUUUUCUAUAGAAAAUGUCCAAUUAAUAGUCUCGAUAUUAAUUCCGUAAAAUUUGAAACCGCAUCGUUAUCCAGACUCUUGAGCAUUGCCACCAAAUGCGUUUCCUUGCGUAAUGUACCGUCGAUUAAAUUAUAAGCCUUGCAUCUCUGGAAACAAGAGACUGCUCGUUACAUUCGCAUCCAUCUAUGUAUAUUCUGUACUCGUACUCGCUCGAGCAAAAACGAUUUGUAAAUGUAGAAACGAUUCGUAGCGAAAUAAAUUAUUGUAUAUACGUAGAAUAACGAUAUAAA
This is a messenger RNA of Vollenhovia emeryi, 3609 nucleotides long. RefSeq lists its product as uncharacterized. Gene Ontology annotation, molecular function: RNA polymerase II cis-regulatory region sequence-specific DNA binding; DNA-binding transcription factor activity, RNA polymerase II-specific. Gene Ontology annotation, biological process: cell differentiation; anatomical structure morphogenesis; regulation of transcription by RNA polymerase II. The record is from RefSeq and is a predicted model, not a curated record. The coding region runs from base 366 to 1883 and encodes 505 amino acids. The transcript has 3 exons. NCBI's taxonomy places the organism in Eukaryota, Metazoa, Arthropoda, Insecta, Hymenoptera, Formicidae.